Messenger RNA from Alternaria arborescens, 1152 nucleotides. Its product is annotated as Norsolorinic acid reductase A. The transcript has 2 exons. The record is from RefSeq and is a predicted model, not a curated record. The coding region runs from base 1 to 1152 and encodes 383 amino acids. NCBI's taxonomy places the organism in Eukaryota, Fungi, Ascomycota, Dothideomycetes, Pleosporales, Pleosporaceae.
AUGGACCCCUUCGCACCACCGCCGAAGCCGAAGACCGCCUUGGGCUGGCACCGCGUCUUGUCGCCCACUGCCAACGUCAAGGUUUCACCCAUCUCCUUAGGUGGAAUCAGCAUUGGCAACUCGUGGAGCAAACUGUUUGGUGUUAGUGAGGAUGCCGACUCUCUGCUGGACACCUAUUUUGACCUCGGCGGCAACUUCAUCGAUACCUCGAAUACCUACAAUUCGGAAGAAUCUGAGAAGCUUAUCGGCGAGUGGAUGGAGAAGCGAAACAACAGAGACCAGAUGGUGAUCGCAACUAAGUACGGAGCGGGCUACAGGGCCUACAAUAGGGAGAACGAACCGCUGCAGAGCAAUUUUACAGGCACAAGCGCAAAGAGCAUGCACGUAUCAGUUCGAGACAGCCUCCGCAAGCUCAAGACCGAUUACAUAGACAUUCUAUACGUACAUUGGUGGGAUGUUGGCGGUAACGUGGAAGAGAUCAUGCGCCAUCUUCAUGCACUUGUCAUGGCUAGACAGGUCCUCUACCUCGGGGUCUCGGAUACGCCAGCCUGGAUAGUUGUCAAAGCAAACGAAUACGCCCGCCGCCACGGCCUAACACCCUUCUCUCUUUAUCAAGGCCGAUGGAACGCCGCCUACCGUGAUAUGGAAGCCGAGAUAAUACCCAUGUGCGAGGACCAAGGCUUAGCAAUCGUAUCUUGGGCCUCGCUUGGCGGCGGCCAACUAGCUACGACCUCCCAAAGAAAGGCUGCAGAAGAAGACCCGAAGUCUGGUAAAGGCUUUUACAAUGCAUCAGAGAGCGACAUAGCAGUAUCGGAGGUCCUCGAGAAAAUGGCAGGAAAGAAGGGUGUUACAUUGCAGCAAAUGGCGCUGGCAUACCUGUUCCAUCAAUCCACCCACGUUUUCCCUAUUGUGGGUGUGCAGACCGUGGAGCAUGUCAAGGCAAUGGUACCCGCAUUGGGCAUCUCGUUAUCGAAAGAGGAAAUUGAGGAGAUACACGGUGCUGCGCCGUUCAACCCACUGUUCCCACAAAACUUCAUCUUUGGCGGUCGAUCGUACUCCACGAGGCUGACGGCGGCGAACCAGGCGAAUUAUCAGAUGGCCGCUUGGAUAGACGCGCCACCCAAGAAUCCGGGGUACGCGCCACGGUCAUGA